ACGUGGUGCCUCUGAACGGAAGGGGGGCCCCUCGUGUCGGGAGCGAGAAGGGGGUGGCCUUGCUGCCAAAGCUGUCGUUAUCGCGAUUAUCGCGGCAUUUACCACGAAUUUUGAUUGCUAUGAUUGUGUAAACUCACGUAAUGGAUCUCCAGCCCCUGCCGUCCAUCGUUCACUAAGAGUUUAACCGACCGCAAGACCCUUCGACUAUGUUCACACCGUCUGGCAAGCCAGCGCGGGGCCCCACUCUGAUCCCGCGGAUGAAGAGCAAGCACAGGAUGUACUACGUCGCCCUCUUCUCGCUGCUGCUGCUCGGGCUCCUCUCCACGGGCAUCCUGCAGUUCUGGCCGCGGCGCGGCGGGGAGGCCGAGGGUCGCACCGCGGCUGAGCAGCGCGACAUCAACGAUGUUCCCGUCAUUGGCCUCGGCGACUACAGCCCCAUCCCGGAGCGAGGAGACCUCAGCUGCCGCAUGCACACGUGCUUCGACGUCUACCGGUGCGGACACAACGCCCGCAACAAGAUCCGGGUGUACAUCUACCCACUGGUGCGCUACGUGGACGAGCGGGAUGCCACCGUGGCGCACGUGAUCUCGCGCGAGUUCAACGACAUGCUAGCGGCCGUGUCGGAGAGCGAGUUCUACACGGACGACCCCAACCGCGCCUGCCUCCUGCUGCCAUCGCUCGACUUCCUCAGUCAGGACCGCCUCAAGGUCAAGGAGAUGGCGCAGGUGCUGGCACAACUACCCGGAUGGAAUCGAGGGACAAACCAUUUGCUGUUCAACAUGCUGCCAGGCAGCGUUCCAGAGUACAACACAGCCUUGGAUGUUCCCAGAGACAGGGCUAUACUGGCUGGCGGUGGUUUCUCGACAUGGACGUACAGGCAUGGCUACGAUGUCAGCAUUCCCGUAUUCAGUGCUUUCUCCACGGAGGUGAACCUUCACGUCAAACCCCCGGGGUACCGCGCCUGGUUUGUGGUAUCGGCGCAAGUUGGGCUCCACAUGGAGCACCGUGCAGAGCUGGAGACGGUGGAGGCAGAUAACGGAGAGCAGAUGCUGCUGCUGGAGCGCUGUGCCGCGCUGCCGCAGGGCUCCACGCACGCUCGCACGCGCUGCCGCAAGGACAAGACAUACAGCUACCCCGAGAUCCUGCAGGAGGCUACGUUCUGCGUGGUGCUGCGGAGGGCUCGGCUGGGCCAGUCGGCGCUUAGCGACGUCAUGCAGGCCGGCUGCAUUCCCGUGAUCUUCGCCGACUCCUACGUGCUGCCGUUCUCCAAUGUGCUCGACUGGAAGAGAGCAUCGGUGGUGCUACCAGAGGAGAAAAUCCCUGAAAUGUACAACAUCCUGAAGACCAUUCCCCACAAGCAGAUUGUGGACAUGCAAAGACAAGUGAAAUUCUACUGGGAGAUGUACUUCAGCUCAGUCAAGGUCAUCGUCCUGAGCACCCUGCAGAUCAUCAACGACCGCGUUUACCCUUACGCAGCCCGCUCCUAUGAGGAGUGGAACGAUCCACCCGAGAUGAGGUGGAGCGGUGUGAACAACCCGCUCUUCCUGCCACUCAUCCCGCCACGGAGCCAGGGCUUCACGGCGGUGGUGCUCACGUACGACCGCGUCGAAAGCCUCUUCCGCGUCAUCACCGAGAUCGCCAAGACGCCCAGCCUCUCCAAGGUGCUCGUCGUCUGGAACAACCAGAACAAGAGCCCGCCCGCAGAACCCUUGUGGCCUCGCAUCACGGUGCCUCUCAAGGUGGUGCAGACAACGGAAAACAAGCUGAGCAACCGCUUCUUUCCCUACGAGGAGAUCGAGACGGAGGCCGUGCUCGCCAUCGACGAUGACAUCAUCAUGCUUACGCCCGACGAGUUGCAGUUUGGAUACGAAGUGUGGAGGGAGUUCCCAGACCGCCUCGUGGGCUAUCCUGGCCGCCUGCACCUCUGGGACCACGAGGCCGCCAAGUGGAAGUACGAGUCCGAGUGGACGAACGAGGUGUCCAUGGUGCUCACCGGAGCUGCCUUCUACCACAAGUAUUUCAACUACCUAUACACCUACAAAAUGCCUGGCGAUAUCAAAGGCUGGGUCGAUAACCACAUGAACUGUGAGGACAUUGCCAUGAACUUCCUGGUGUCGAACGUCACUGGGAAACCUCCCAUCAAGGUGACCCCGCGGAAGAAGUUCAAGUGCCCAGAGUGCACGGCGAUUGAUGGGCUGUCCCUGGACCAGACCCAUAUGGUGGAGCGGUCGGAGUGCAUCAACAAGUUUGCGUCGGUGUUCGAGACGAUGCCCCUCAAGACCGUUGAACACCGAGCGGAUCCAGUCCUCUACAAAGACGACUUCCCUGAAAAACUCAAAAGCUUCCCCAACAUCGGAAGCCUAUAAUGCGACCAUUGCACGCGCGCGUGACUUUGUAAAGUUCCACUGGAUUUUUACUCCCCGUCGGUUUAUGUAUAUUUUUCACAAACUCAGUCAUUCCCCCCCUCCCCCCUUAUGUUGUAGUUUCACAUUUCAUACCCAUUAGAACGCUCCUUAAAUUAAAAUAAAAUGAAUCUUGUCCACUUUGUAAAAUGAAGUUGCCGAACAUAUGCAUACUAAUUGUUUCGAGGAUGGACGUUACAAGUAAUGUAAGCGCCUGUUCAUGUUAUUACUGCGGGCAAAAACGGACGCGCGGGUGUAAUAUAUGUGAAGCACAUGCAAAUGUGUCCCUACACUCAUUUAGCUUUCUCGUGCACAUUCGUUUGGGCUAUUUUACAACACGUUUAAAUGGUACGGGGUUUAAAUAAUAAUAAAAUGGUGGCAUCAAAAUUUGUUAAUGUGAAGGUGAAGUUACGUGUCAGAUUUUUUAUUAACGCUAUAUGGAAACGUGCCCAUUGAUGUUAACCUCCACAGGCAGAGUCGAAUCGAACCAAACACCAGGUUUGAGCGUUAUUGUUCAUAACCAAAAACUGAAAUGUUUUUUUGGUGCUCCGGAAUAAAUAAAAAAAAUCCCCAAAAAUGUUUUGCAGUUGCCAUUUUAACCGGUUCAAUAAAUGGAUAUAUUGUGCUUUGCAGCAACUUUGCUAUUUGAAGAAAAUAUGUUUUUUCACAAUCGGUUUUACAAAGGCGAGAUUUAACAUUACCUGCAGGCUACAGCGAUCAU
Lethenteron reissneri (Far Eastern brook lamprey) is the source of this 3123-nucleotide messenger RNA. It is a transcript of the gene EXT2, whose product is annotated as exostosin glycosyltransferase 2. Gene Ontology annotation, molecular function: glycosyltransferase activity. NCBI's taxonomy places the organism in Eukaryota, Metazoa, Chordata, Hyperoartia, Petromyzontiformes, Petromyzontidae. Gene Ontology annotation, cellular component: membrane. The record is from RefSeq and is a predicted model, not a curated record.